AAUCAUUGACGGAGAUAAGUGGUUUAUUGAUGAGAAGCAGGCCAUUGAUGAAACAAUGUGACUUUUAUGUGAAUUGUGUGGAGUUACUCACUCCUGUCUUUCAUGUCACUGUGACUUCCUUCUUCUACAGAGGGGAUCGUUGAAAGAUCAGACCCCCUUCAUACACUGUGAAGCCACGGGCUGUCGUGAUGUCGGAGCCCAAGGCGCCCACCCCAGCCCCCGGAGACAUGUACAAAGGCUGGCUCUUCAAAUGGACUAAUUACAUCAAAGGAUACCAAAGGAGAUGGUUUGUCCUGAGCAAUGGCCUGCUGUCUUACUACAGGACCCAGGCAGAGAUGGGUCACACAUGCCGGGGCACCAUCAACCUGGCCACGGCCAACAUCACGGUGGAGGACUCGUGUAACUUCGUCAUUUCUAAUGGCGGCGCGCAGACGUACCACCUGAAGGCCAGCUCAGAAGUGGAGCGUCAGCGCUGGAUCACCGCCCUGGAGCUGGCCAAAGCCAAAGCUGUCCGCAUGCAGGCAGAAUCCGACGACUCUGGAGAUGAUAUCUCGAGCACACCUCCGGCUUCAGGGCAGGGUGGAGGUUCACGCAAUUCAGAGGUGCAGUCCACCCUCCGAACUCUUGGCAGCAAGGUGGAGGAUCUGAGCACCUGUAAUGACCUCAUCGCCAAACACGGCUCUGCUCUUCAACGGUCCUUGUCUGAGCUUGAAGGAAUUCGAGUGGGAGGAGAAAAUAGCGAAAAGAUUCGGCAGGUCACGGAGAGAGCCACGCUCUUCCGCAUCACCUCCAACGCCAUGAUCAACGCGUGCCGGGACUUCCUAGCAUUGGCUCAGGCUCACAGUAAACGCUGGCAGAAAGCCUUGCAGGCUGAGAGAGAGCAGCGAAUGCGGUUAGAGGAAACACUGGAGCAGCUCGCCAAACAACACAAUCAUCUAGAGAGAGCUUUUAGGGGCGCUACUGUACUGCCUCCUUCCCAGAGCAAUCCCUCCAUUGAUAGCAAAGGCUCAGCUCAAGGAAAGGGCGAUGCUAGCGAUGAAGACGAGGAGAACGAAUUCUUUGAUGCGUGCGAGGAAGUGCAAGAGUUCAUCACUGUGCCAGCAGACCCCAAAUAUCACAGGAGAUCUGGCAGCAACGUGAGCGGAAUCAGUAGCGAGAUGGGAAUGGAUGACGGAACGACAUCGCUGGAUGAACAGUCACUGGCAUCCAAUCCCGAAUCCCCUCAGUCGCAGGAUGUAGUGCCCAUGAAGAAGAGGCGGACCCGCAUCCCAGAUAAACCAAAUUACUCGCUUAAUCUGUGGAGCAUCAUGAAGAACUGUAUCGGAAAAGAGCUCUCCAAAAUCCCAAUGCCUGUGAACUUCAACGAGCCCCUGUCCAUGCUGCAGCGUCUCUCAGAGGAUCUCGAGUACUACGAACUGCUGGAUCGGGCCGCCAAGUGCCAGAGCUCUCUGGAGCAGAUGUGCUAUGUGGCAGCUUUCACUGUUUCCUCGUACUCCACUACAGUUCAUCGUACAGGCAAACCUUUCAACCCUCUGCUGGGAGAGACAUUUGAGCUGGACCGCAUCCAGGAGAGCGGCUACAGGUCUCUCUGCGAGCAGGUGAGUCAUCAUCCCCCGGCUGCGGCCCAUCACGCAAUCUCCGAGCGAGGCUGGACCCUGAGACAGGAGAUUGCCCUGGCCAGCAAGUUCAGGGGCAAAUACCUCUCUAUUAUGCCUCUCGGUUCAAUUCAUUGUAUAUUCGAAAAGAGUAACAAUCACUACACCUGGAAAAAAGUCACAACCACAGUGCACAAUAUCAUUGUUGGGAAACUGUGGAUAGAUCAGUCAGGAGAAAUCGACGUCGUGAACCACCAAACGGGCGACCGGUGUCACCUCAAAUUCGCCCCGUACAGCUACUUCUCCAGAGAUGUGGCCAGAAAGGUCACGGGCGUGGUGACGGAUAAGGACGGGAAGGCGCACUACGUUCUUUCUGGGACGUGGGACGAGAAGAUGGAGUGCUCGCGUGUGAUGCAAAGCACCAGAGGAGGAGAGAACGGUGCAGAGGGCAGACAGAAAACCGUCUAUCAGACACUUAAAGCCAAAGAGUUAUGGAGGAAAACACCACUGCCGGACGGUGCUGAAAACAUGUACUUCUUCUCGUCACUUGCACUGACGUUGAAUGAGCCGGAGGAUGGCGUGGCUCCCACGGACAGCAGGAGGCGACCGGAUCAGCGUCUGAUGGAGCAGGGCCGCUGGGAGGAGGCCAAUGCUGAAAAACAGCGACUGGAGGAGAAACAGCGUGCCGUCCGCAGAGAGCGGGAGAGGGAGGCCAUCCGUACCGCCAGCCCUACAGAAGAGGCUCUCAUUGAGGACUCAAUAUCUGACUCGCCUUUUAAAAAUGAAGAUGUCGAGAUUGCCACCGAGCCCUCUGAGACCACUUUGAAAACUGAAACACUCCAUGGCUCUCACCCGCCAGAAUACUCAAUGGAGGGGCCUUAUGGAGCUCCAGUCAAAAGCAUUCACGCGGACAGCUACAAGGCAAUGUGGUUCGAACGGCGCGUGGACCCGGCGACAGGAGAGCCCACGAACAUCUACAAAGGGGGUUACUGGGAAACGAAGGAGCAAGGGAACUGGGAAGGCUGCCCGGAAAUCUUCUAAUCCAAAUCGCGCACACCUCCCCUCCGCCCAGGAAGAGUGGACUAUAAACCAUCCCAUGACACCUCACCCCCCCCUCACAAAAACUUAACAAGCGAACACUUAGACAGGUGCCCCCUUCUCUCUAUCCAUAUGGUAGUAUCAAGAUGAACUUUAACACGUCCCUCUUUCUACCCCACAAUGUUCGGGAUUAGAGGAAAUGGUUUGGUUGUUAGCAUUUGGAAAGCGUGUCUUUUAUUCAAUCCCUUUUUAGGAUCUGUGCUUCGUAGCCCUCCAGCGCCAUCUGCUGGAGGGAGGAGGGCAUUUUGAAAAUGAAGGGAUAUGGGGGUGCGUUUCAGAGAAACCCUGUAGAGCUCUUUCCUUUCAUUGCGUGUGUUUGUGUGAGAGAAAUCUUGCAGGUGAUUCUGUCCGCCUUGGUUUGUGGAUUCAUUCAAUACGUAAUUUUCCGAAAACCUGUCGGUGCUGGUUUAUUAUGGAACCCAGGAGGAUUUUUGUCGAGUCUUCUCCCGACUUUUCAUAAUGACCACGUCUACCAAGCCAAGGACAGUUCACGAGGUCUCCUAAUAGUGACCCACACGAAUGCAAGUGUUUCUAAAAUCGAACGAUAGCUGUGCGACUGAUAUUUUCUAUGUAUUCAUACCCAUUUAUGUUAAAUAUAGCACAAUGCACCAGUGUUUGUUUUGACACAGAUGGUGAAUAAGAAUUCAGAGCUUAAGCAAAGCUGUUGUACGGCUAGAAUAUAGCACAUGAGUUGCAUAAACUUUUAUUUUUUAAGCUUGAACUGUCAUUGUAUGGAAAAGAGCGCCAUGAAGAUUCCUCAAAAGUUUUCCUUUUUCGUUUUCCUCCGAGAACAUGAGGGAAUAAUGACAAAAACUUUAUUUCAGGAUGAACACGUCUAUAAGUGAUCACUCUAAACAUUUAAUACCUACCCAGUGUGCACCUGUGAUCUCCAGAUUAACAUGUUUUGCUGAUCUGAGUUCAUGUAUUUAACAUGAUAAUGAAGAAUGAUUAUCAUCUCUAUGUAAUUUCCAAUAACCCACAUUGUUGAUGCGACCCCUCAUGUUCAAUCACAGAUGCAUUAUGGUCCGUAACCUCAUCUUUCUGAAAGGCCUUAGAUCUGCCGUGUCCACAAACUGAGGUGUACAGAUGUAUAUGAGUGUGUGUGUGUGUGUGUUUAUAUGCAUAGGAGGUCAAGGGAGGAGUCUUGUGUAUGUGCGUGUGUGAUCAUGAGUGAUGUAUUUGGGGUUUAUUGUAUAUUCCAACUAAAAGAAAAACUGCUUUUUAUUUUCAAGUGUACUUAAAUACGUGCGUGGGAUAAAACGAUGCAGCGAUGCAACGCGAAAACAUUGCAAAUGUUUGUGUAUAUAGAUAUCUAUGGAAUAAUGAAGUAAAAAUAUUCACACGAUUAAUAACAAGAUUCUUAUGCUGAUACUGACAGCUAGAGUUAUAAUUAUGAUGGUAAUUUUGAUGUAGCUUGAGGGUUCGACACGAUUUAUUUUUGACUUUAUAUCUUUUUAUUUUUCAUGACGUUAAGCUAUGACAUGUUUAGGUCUAUCUCCCAUAUCAAAAAUGAAUCAAUGUUUUGCUAAUUGUCCUGACUAAUUGUAAUAUUUUAUAUAUGUCUGUGUCUAUCCUCUCAUUCUGUUAAAACAACAUGAAUUCACAUGAAUUUUACUGCUGGAUACAAUAAUUGCAUAUUAUAGUUUAUUUUUUUUUGUAAAACAUUUUCUUUUGACAGUCGUUCCACAAGUUUUUCCUUUUCCUGUCUGUUUCUCCCUCUCUUGGCCUCAGAUCAUUGUGUGAUGACACAGAAUUGCUCUUGACUGUCCUCGUGAUGCAAACUGAUGAUGAAAUAAAAGCUGGUUUGGAAAAGGAAAUAAUCAGACAUACACAACU
Messenger RNA from Misgurnus anguillicaudatus (oriental weatherfish), 4529 nucleotides. Lineage: Eukaryota; Metazoa; Chordata; Actinopteri; Cypriniformes; Cobitidae. The record is from RefSeq and is a predicted model, not a curated record.